Bombyx mandarina (wild silkworm) is the source of this 2248-nucleotide messenger RNA. RefSeq names its product nicotinic acetylcholine receptor subunit alpha 3 (gene nAChRa3). NCBI's taxonomy places the organism in Eukaryota, Metazoa, Arthropoda, Insecta, Lepidoptera, Bombycidae. The record is from RefSeq and is a predicted model, not a curated record. Gene Ontology annotation, biological process: monoatomic ion transmembrane transport. Gene Ontology annotation, cellular component: postsynaptic membrane. Gene Ontology annotation, molecular function: transmembrane signaling receptor activity; acetylcholine-gated monoatomic cation-selective channel activity.
CGGCCGCGGAACGACACGUGGCGGGCACUCCGCACGGGCGACGAGCUCGCGGUCAUUUUCAGUUCAAUCCACGUGUGAUCUGUGUCGCCGAUAUUAAGCUAUUCACGUGAACCAUUACUAUUGUACUCCGCAAACUUUAUGCAGUUGUUAUAUUUAUUAUAGUGAUCAGCACAAAAUUAAAAGAUUAUCAAUAAAACAAAAGGAGGUACUUAAUAUAGUGUGGCUAGAAGCCGACGGAGAGUCGCAUGAGUUGUGGCCGACGAGCCAUGGUGGCUGACAAAUAAAUUGACGACCUUCCUAUAUGCACAUAUACUUUUUACUACAUUAACUGCACAAACGAGUACAUACAUACAUACAAAGUGUGCGGUGCCCAUGUGCGGUACAACCGUGCACGGUACGAGUGUAUGUCGCGUGUGUGAUGCUGUGGUAGAGCAGUGUGGCGGCGAUGUGUGGGUGCAGUGAGAGAGAGGCGGCGUGCUGAGGGCGCGGCGGGGGGGAAGAGCGCGGGCAGGGCGGGAACGCGCCAUGCGCUGACGCCAUGCCGCGCCCGAUAUGCCGCGCCGCGCCCCGCCUCUCGCGGCACCGCUGCUGCUGCUGCUCGCGCUUGCAGGGUGCGCCGGCAACCCGGACGCCAAGCGGCUCUACGACGACCUGCUUAGCAACUACAACAAGCUGGUGCGACCCGUGCUCAACGUCAGCGACGCGCUCACCGUGCGUAUCAAGCUCAAGCUCAGUCAGCUCAUCGACGUGAACCUCAAGAAUCAAAUUAUGACAACGAAUUUAUGGGUGGAACAGACUUGGUAUGACUACAAGCUGUCGUGGGAGCCGCGCGAGUACGGCGGCGUCGAGAUGCUGCAUGUGCCCUCGGACCACAUCUGGAGGCCGGACAUCGUGCUCUACAACAACGCGGACGGGAACUUCGAGGUGACGCUGGCGACGAAGGCGACGCUCAACUACACGGGGCGCGUGGAGUGGCGCCCGCCCGCCAUCUACAAGUCCUCCUGCGAGAUCGACGUCGAGUACUUCCCCUUCGAUCAGCAGACGUGCGUCAUGAAGUUUGGUUCAUGGACCUAUGACGGAUUCCAGGUGGACCUCCGUCACAUAGACGAGGUGCGCGGCACCAACGUGGUGGAGCUCGGGGUGGACCUCUCCGAGUUCUAUACGUCUGUUGAGUGGGACAUACUCGAGGUUCCUGCCGUCCGAAAUGAAAAGUUCUACACGUGCUGCGACGAGCCCUACCUGGAUAUAACGUUCAAUAUCACGAUGCGGCGAAAGACCCUGUUCUAUACCGUCAACCUGAUUAUCCCGUGCAUGGGCAUCUCAUUUCUGACGGUGCUGGUGUUCUAUCUGCCUUCCGACAGCGGCGAGAAAGUGUCGCUCUCAAUCUCCAUCCUCCUCUCCUUGACUGUGUUCUUCCUGCUGCUCGCGGAGAUCAUCCCGCCGACGUCCCUGGUGGUGCCUCUGCUGGGCAAGUUCGUCCUCUUCACCAUGAUACUCGACACGUUCAGUAUAUGCGUGACGGUGGUAGUGCUGAACGUGCACUUCCGGUCCCCGCAGACGCACACGAUGUCCCCGUGGGUGCGGCGCGUCUUCAUUCACGUGUUGCCGCGACUGCUCGUCAUGCGCCGACCACAUUACCGCCUCGACCCCCACCGCAGUCGCUUCGCGGGACUUGUAUCGGGCGUGGAGGCGCCGUGGGAGGAAGUGCCGCACGCGGAAGUGCCUGCCCCCCCGCGGCCCCCUCGCACCCCGGCGCCCACCUGCGCCGUCUGCGCGCCAGAGGAGGCACCCGUCCUGUGCGACACGCUGCGGCGCUGGCACCGCUGUCCCGAGCUCCACAAGGCAAUCGACGGCAUCAACUACAUCGCGGAACAGACACGCAAGGAGGAGGAGUCCACUAGGGUGAAGGAGGACUGGAAGUACGUGGCGAUGGUGCUGGACCGACUGUUCCUGUGGAUCUUCACGCUGGCGGUGGUGGUGGGGUCGGCGGGGAUCAUCCUGCAGGCGCCCACGCUGUACGACGAGCGCGCGCCGAUCGACGUGCGGCUCUCGGAGAUCGCGUACGCCACCGCCAAGCCGCGCCCCCCUCCGCCCCGCUGAGACCACCACUAUUACGAGCAACAUGCUCUGCUCACUGUAUCACCUUGUAAAUAUUAUAAUUAAUAAUAACAUAACUAUAGUUUAUAAUAAUACGACGAAUGCCACGAUCGAAUCUAAGUCGAAUUUUUUUUUGAUAGAGACGAAAUAA